Molecule: messenger RNA, 4272 nt
Organism: Diversispora eburnea
Lineage: Eukaryota; Fungi; Glomeromycota; Glomeromycetes; Diversisporales; Diversisporaceae
Source: the annotation of a GenBank genome assembly
AUGGUUUAUUCUCAACGAAGAAAUUAUAAUUCCUAUGAAAAUAAAAGUUUGCAUUUCUCAAUUCAAUUGUUAAGCAUUAUUCAGAAAACAAUCAAAAGAAAAAUUGUUCAUAAAAUCAAAUUAAAAAAAGAUUUUUAUAAAACUUUAUCCAAAGAAGGAUCAAAUUUAAAAACUCCCGAUUUUUAUCAAGGGAUAUUUGAAAAAGAAGAUCCUUUUGAUAAAGAAGAAGAGAAUGGCAAAAAUAAUGACAAUGAUACGUUAGAUGGAAGAGAGAUAGACAUAGAUACUUCCAUGAAAAAGAAAAAUAAUCGAAAGAACAAUAAUAAAAUUAAUCAAAAAUUUAAACCAAAUCCAUUUCAUAAAGCUUUACAUGAAAGAGAACGUAAAAAGCUUGACAAUCAGGCCAAAGUGGAGGCAACAACGACGUUGACCUUACAAAUACUUUCUUUACGAGUUAAACCUUAUACUGCACAAGCACAUGGAGCUGUAUCAACAGUUUCUCCUUCAGUUCCUCCUUCAGUUCCUCCUUCAGUUCCUUCAGUUCCUUCAGUUGUUUCGUCCGAAAUUCAGAAUAUGAGACCACCGCUAAACCUUGAAACUUCUAAUCCUUUAGUGAUACUUCCUCAACCUGUUCCAAUAACUAAAGAAAACGAAAAACUUCUUCCAAACAUUUUUUCGGAAAAUCUUGCUGUUUUACAUGCUUGUUUAAAGUUAGGAAAUAUCGACCGUGCAAAAAAAAUUUUAAGGGCUUUAUAUGUUUCAAGUCCAAGUGAAAUGAUUCAUCACCUAGAUAUCAAUGUACAUAACGCAUUCAUAGAAGCUUUCGUUGAUGCCCCUAAACCAGAUCUUGAUUCGGCUUUACAUUGGUUAGAUUAUUUGGAUCGAUUUGGUCUGAAACCCAAUGUUAUGACAUUUUCGAUUUUAAUUCGAGGAUAUUUAAGAUCACGAUCGGAAUUUAAAUGUUCAACAUUAUUAAAGGUUUUAGUUCAUGAAAUGGAAGCGAUUGGUCAUACAGUUGAUCAAUUAAUGAAAAGCCAUUUAAUGACAGAUAAAGAAGUAAAAGAAAUUUUUGAGACCUUGAGAUCAGAGAAAGAUUCAGAUCCCGACUCUCGCCAACUUUUAGAGAAAUUAGAAAAGGCAUAUUUAAGGGAACAAAAAAGUAUAAAUGAAGAUAUCAUCGGUGAUCAAUCUAAAAUAGAAGAACCUAUUACCGAAUUAAAUGAAACAAUUUCUGGAUCACAAAGUUCCACAAAAGUAGCCAUUGGUGUGAAACUUAUGAAAUCCGCAUUAGAAGCUAUUAAAGAAAAUCAUUUAUCCGAAUAUGAACGUCAAGUGAGAUUAGAAGAAAACGCGUUACAUGCCGCAAUAGAACGUUGGAAAUAUGAAUAUGAACAAAUGAAAAAAGUAGGAAAGGCAAAUACUGGAACUCCUAGUUUAAAAAAAUCUAUGUGGCUUUGGCAUGAAAAUUUAUUUCCUAUGAUUCAAGUUGAAUUGGACGCUUGCAAAGAUCCUAAAAAUAGAGACACGGAACGAGCACAUUAUGGGCCAUUCUUACAAUUAUUGAAAGCUGAUGAGCUUUCUGCCAUUACAAUUAUGGAAAUAAUGCGUCAAAAUGGUACUGGUGGUGUCAUAGAUGGGAUGAAGACCACUCGCGGGAUAAUGGCAAUCGGUAAAGCUGUAGAAAGCGAAUAUAAUGCGAAACAUAUAAAAAAGAAACAAAACCGAAAACUUUUCAACAUGACUAUUCGACGUGCUGCAGCAAAAAUCGAACAUGAAGAUUUUGAAAAAGACUGGAAACCGGAAUGGCCACCAGCAAUUAGGGCGAAAGUUGGUUCCGUGUUGGCGGCAUUGUUAAUUGACACGGCUAAAAUACAAGUUUCAACUAUGGAUGCUAACGGUAAAAGAAUUACCGAAAUGGCUCCCGCCUUUUUUCAUUCCUAUGAGUACAGUAAAGGAAAGAAAAUCGGAGUUAUUAAAUUAAAUCCUCAAUUGAUUAAAUGGUUAUCUAGUGAAUCUAUUAGGGAACAUUUACAUCCCCGUAUGUUGCCAAUGUUAAUUCACCCAAAACCUUGGUUGACUUAUAACAGUGGGGGAUAUUUGACGUCUCCAACUCUUGCCAUGAGGAUAAAAGAUUGUCCGGAGCAGAUCUCAUAUCUAAAAAGAGCUUCUGAAUUACAUUACUUAGAACGAGUGUUUGCGGGAUUAGAUGUAUUGGGAUCCACUUGUUGGGCUGUGAAUAAGAAAGUAUAUGAAGUUGUUUUAAAAAUAUGGAAUAGUGGUGAAGGAAAAGUUGAUAUUCCUCCCGCUGAACUUAAUAUUGAAAUGCCUGAAAAACCUGAAGAUGAAACAGAUCUUAAAGCAAGAAGCAAAUGGGCAAAAGCAUGUAGGGAUAUUAAUCAAAAGAUGCGUAAUAAUUAUUCGCUUAGAUGUUCGGUAAAUUAUCGAGUGGAUAUUGCCGGGGCUUACUUAAAUGAGCCAAUGUAUUUUCCUCAUAGUUUAGAUUUCCGAGGUCGAGCAUAUCCAAUACCAUCACAUUUUAAUCAUUUAGGAGAUGAUUUAUGUCGUGGAUUAUUAAUGUUUUGGGAAGCCAAAACUUUGGGAAAACCAGGAUUAAAAUGGUUAAAAAUUCAUUUAGCAAAUUUGUAUGGAUUUGAUAAAGCCGCAUUUGAAGAUCGAGAAAAGUUCGCAGAACAACAUAUUGAUGAUAUAAUGGAUUCCGCGGAUAAUCCAUUAGAAGGUAAACUUUGGUGGCAAGAAGCUGAGGAUCCUUGGCAAUGUUUGGCAGUUUGUUUUGAACUUACCGAAGCCAUAAGAUCAGGUGAUCCGGAAGGUUUUAAAUCAAGAAUACCCGUACAUCAGGAUGGUACUUGUAAUGGAUUACAACAUUACGCCGCACUUGGAGGUGACAUGAUUGGUGCUACUCAAGUGAAUUUAGCUCCAUCUGAUAAACCAUCUGAUAUAUAUACUGGAGUAGCAGAAAGAGUACAAAAAAAGAUUGAAGAAGCAGCUGCUGAAGAUGAUGAGAAGGCUAAAAUAUUAAAAGGAAAAAUUUCACGUAAAGUCGUAAAGCAAACUGUAAUGACAAAUGUAUAUGGUGUAACUUUCAUUGGAGCUAAAAUGCAAAUUGAGGCACGUCUCAGAGAAAUAGAUGAAAUACCUAAAGAAAGAAUUUUAGAAUUGGCCACUUAUGCUACAAAACUUGUAUUUAGUUGUUUGGGAGAAAUGUUUAAUGGUGCACGUGCAAUUCAAAAUUGGCUGAAUGAUAGUGCCAAAUGGGUUUCUAAGAGUGUGCCAUCAGAAUUGGUACUAAAAUCAGCCGAUGAAUUAGAUGGUGAGGAUAUUGAUCCCAAUGAGAAAGAUCCUUCAAAAAAAUCAAUCGUCAAGAUUCAACCAAGUAAAGCUGGACCAAAUCAAAUGACGGCAGUUGUUUGGACGACCCCAUUAGAUUUACCCAUUGUUCAACCAUAUCGAAAACAAACAAAGAGAGCAAUUAAAACUAAUCUUCAAACCAUAAACAUUGUAGAUCCAGGAAUUCCUAGUCCAGUGAAUGGUAUUAAACAACGCGCAGCAUUCCCACCAAAUUUUAUUCAUUCAUUAGAUGCAACUCAUAUGCUUAUGACAGCUCUUGCGUGUAAAGAAAAAGGAUUAACAUUUGCGGCGGUACAUGACAGUUAUUGGGUUCACGCUUGUGAUGUCGAAACGAUGAAUGAAGUUAUUCGUGAUCAAUUCAUUGAACUUCAUGAACAACCUAUUAUGGAAAAUCUUCGAAAUGAAUUUUUGGAACGAUAUAAGGGAUACAAAGUUCCUGUUAGAGUUCUAAGAACGGAAUUUAAGAAACUUAAAAUGGAAAAGUUGGAAAAUCUUAAACAAGGGAAGAAAGAUGAUGAUGUUUCAGUAGAAAUAACAGAUAAUGGAUAUGAAGAUACACUUAGUUUGGAUGAAUUAACUAAAAUUACACCAAAUGAACCACCAAAGGAAGUUACUACGGAAGCAUCUCUUUCAUCUUCAAAAGGCACAAAUUUAAUGAAUGAAUAUAUUAGUGAAUUAAAAGGUGGAGAUAAUCGAUAUUUAAUAGACAAUAUAGAUUUUGAUAAGAUACCAGAUCAAUUUCUUGCAGACGAAAAUGAAAUUAUUAAUUGUGAUAAUGAAGAAGGUAAAAAAUCAAAAUAUCUUAAUAUUUGGGUAGACAUAAAUUUUUCAGAGGUACCAAAAAAGGGAGAGUUUAAUGUGUCGCAAGUCAAGAAAAAAAAUAUAUCAAAUAAUAAUUUGUAG